Messenger RNA from Neopsephotus bourkii (Bourke's parrot), 3271 nucleotides. It is a transcript of the gene SLC25A15, whose product is annotated as solute carrier family 25 member 15. NCBI's taxonomy places the organism in Eukaryota, Metazoa, Chordata, Aves, Psittaciformes, Psittacidae. The coding region runs from base 189 to 1094 and encodes 301 amino acids. The record is from RefSeq and is a predicted model, not a curated record. The transcript is spliced from 7 exons. Gene Ontology annotation, biological process: mitochondrial L-ornithine transmembrane transport. Gene Ontology annotation, molecular function: L-ornithine transmembrane transporter activity.
GUUGCCUUUCUGAGCCUUGGAUUCACUUUGGAAGUAGAGCAGUUUUUGCCUUGCUGGUAUCUACAAGCAGUUUUUUAUCUGCUAGUGUGGCUACAAAUAGGAAAAAAAAAAAAAGAGGAUAGAUAAGUACCUCCACAUCUGCCAGGAAAGGGGAGACUUCACUCUGAAGUAACUGAUAAGUGUGAAGCAUGAAGAUCAACUCUGCUAUUCAGGCUGCUAUUGACCUCACAGCAGGAGCUGCAGGUGGGACAGCAUGCGUGGUGACCGGCCAGCCCUUUGACACCGCAAAGGUGAAGAUGCAGACAUUCCCGGACAUGUACAAAGGCCUUGUGGACUGUUUUGUGAAAACUUAUAAGCAAGUGGGGUUUCGAGGCUUCUACCAGGGAACCACACCAGCACUUGUUGCCAACAUCGCGGAGAACUCCGUUCUGUUCAUGUGCUAUGGAUUUUGCCAACAGAUUGUGAGAAGAAUUCUUGGAGUAGACAGGAAAACAAAGCUCAGUGAUCUGCAGAAUGCUGCUGCAGGCUCCUUCGCCUCUGCCUUUGCCACCCUUGUCCUCUGUCCCACAGAGCUGGUGAAGUGCCGGCUGCAGGCCAUGCAUGAAAUGCAGUUGUCAGGAAAGAUAAUCCAGGGACACAAUACAGUUUGGUCAGUAGUGAAAGGUGUUAUUCAAAAGGAUGGUCCCCUUGGAUUUUACCGUGGCCUGUCGAGCACUUUGCUGCGGGAAGUCCCAGGCUAUUUCUUCUUCUUUGGAGGGUAUGAACUGAGCCGGACUUUCUUUGCCUCUGGGAGAUCAAAAGAUGAAUUAGGUCCUAUUCCUUUGCUACUAAGUGGAGGUUUUGGAGGCAGCUGUCUGUGGAUUGCUGUGUAUCCUGUGGACUGUGUCAAAUCUAGAAUUCAGGUUCUUUCAAUGGCUGGAAAACAGACAGGCUUUAUGGGAACGUUUGUAACUGUUGUGAGAACUGAAGGUGUACUUGCCUUGUAUUCUGGACUAAAGCCAACUAUGAUCCGUGCAUUCCUGGCCAAUGGGGCACUGUUCCUUGCCUAUGAGUACAGCCGGAAACUUAUGAUGAAACAAGUAGAUUCUUACUGACACCUUCUGACAGGUGGAGAAUGAAAAGCUGCUUAAGGAUGACUUAAGUAAAGGAUCAAAAACCUGUAGAUCACAUCAUGGUCUGAGCAGGGCCAAAUCAGUGACCUAAUUUUAGGAACUCAACUGCAGUUUAAGAUUUGUAAUCUUUUAAAUUCAGAUGAUUUUAUAGAGAUAUGUACAUGCUGGUUGAAUUGGCCCAGCAGAACUAUCUGCAUCUUGCAGAUUCUGCACUAGAUACAUUACAUGUCAUAAUGUAUUUUCCUGACCUGUAAUGGUGCUAAAAAAAAGACUUAUGUUGACCUCCUGUUGGGUUUACUGUAACAUGUAGCAGUGGGCUGUGACUUGUUCAAGCAAAAGCACUGCUUCCAAGGCUGUGCUGUGGUGGCGAAUUCUCCCAUUGUUGCUAGCAAGUGUCUGACUUGAAAGAACAGCAGUCAUAUCUAAUCUUGGUGAAUAUGGCUGACUUAUGCAGAUCCCUCAGCUUGACUCCUGCCCUUCUUCCCUGUGACUUUCCAAGGUCACAGCAGUUGGUGUCUGCCUGUGUACUCUGCCCAAGUAAAUGGGCUUACAGAAGUAGGAAGUGUUCACACCCUGCCUUGUACUUACCUGACUUAUAGUCAGAGAUCUGCCUGCAUUUGAGAUAAAGACAUGUAGUUACUGGGUUUAAGGAGUCCAUGCAGCAUUUCAUUAUUUUCUGAAUCUUUUCAAGUGCUGGAGUAUGCUGAGCACCUCUGAAUUGAGCACUUAAACUAAGGGAGACUGCUGGAAAUAGCAGCUGGCUUUGAGCACAGAAUUGUAACAGUGCAAGCUUGUGUUUGGGUCACCUUGACAUGCAUGAGUCCAUGUGCUUGAAAGAUGGGAUGCCAGAGAGGAACAGGAAGCCAGAACUGAGUUUUUAAAAGCAACUGAUGCUAUGGUCUCUGUGGUGUAGCAUGCAUUUCCUUGGGCUGGAGUCCUGCCAUUUGCUGUGUCUAUUCAGCAGAGUGGAAAAAGCUCAUAUGACUGGAUAGCUUUUAUCACCUUCAGGCCUGGGGGCAUGCCUGCUUGGUCACGCUACUUAAUGAAAUACAUAGUUAGCGUUACCCAAAAUGAUGUUAUACCUAUUUCUAGAUGCCACUUUAAUUUUUUUAAAGAGGAUGCUCUUUAUACAAGCAUGCUCUGCCUUGCAAGAAGCAGCUACUGCAAAGGCAGAGCAGGUCUCAGCAAUACAAUUCAGGAUUGAGGAGUUGUACAGAGGGAUGGCUUUAGGUUUUAAGUGUCAGUCCGUGCCUGUGGAGAACACAGAGCCAUUUGACCCACCACACUCAUCAGUGAUAUGCAGAGAGUAGCAGCUCGUCACAGCAACCAGAGUUUGUCAGUGACUGGCAACAGCCACAGCUUGGUUCUGCAUGUUACAGUUCUCCUUUCAGAUUCUAGAAAUGGGAAAAAGCUUUAGGUACAGAUGAAAGCAUCUCAGUACCUGCUGCCUCUUGCAGUGGAGCCAGGGUUCACAUAACACUGCACUGUUACAGCCUUCUUGAUGAAAGGCAUGUGCUGCAGUUCCACAAACUCUUCUUGCCUCUCCAGCCUUCCUGUGCAGCAGGAACUGUUCAUCUCCCUUUCAUACACCCAUGAGAAGAAGCAGUUUUAAAGCAGGGCAUGGCUGAAGAAUCUUCAGUGUCUACUGCACCAAUUUACCUUGCUUGACUGGUGCACAUGGGGAAUGAUACUGUGCAUCAUCAGUACUUUAUACCAAAUGUUCAAAUAAUUCAGGUAGGAAGAUGAGGCUUUAAGAGAGUUGCUAGACUGUCCCUUUCCCCAGUUGUACUAUUUCUCUUGGCUAGACAUUUGUAUGUGCUUCUGACAGUUACAAAAAGGCAAGGACUGACUCCACAGCAGUGGAAUACUUCAAUCUAUUUCUUAGAUUUGUCUUUGCUUUCAUUUUUUAAAGCUCAUGGUUGCAGUUUUUAAUACAAAAAUUGAAGCUUCAAAAGAAGCAGGAUAUUUAGAACUGAACCUACAAUAAGAAGCCCGUGGCUGAAAUAAACAUGCAGUUUGAGAGUUUCUCUUUUGAAGGUGAUGCAAGCAGUAAUUUUUAUGGUCACAGCUACUUCAGCUGUAACAUGUAUCAGUUGUUCUGCUAAAAACUUCAUGAUAUUGGUACAGGAUUUCAUGGGAAUAAAGUCUGAUUUGAUUAA